AUGACUACGUACUUGAUUCACGUCGACGACCUUGCUUCACUUAAGGAUAAAACCAUUUUAAUCACUGGCGCAGCUACGGGAAUCGGACGGUCUGCUGUCCAGAUUGCGCUCGAGAACGGUGCAAGAGUGGCUGUGGGUGACUGGAAUGAGGAGGCAGCAGCGCUGAUUGCGCCCUUUGGAGAUCGGGCACUCUUCAAGAAAUGUGACGUUUCAAACUGGGACGACGUUUUGAGUCUGUUCGAAGAGGCGCACAGCAAGUUCGGAGUCCUUCACAGUGUCAUUUCCAACGCCGGCAUCAACACUCACGAAGGCCUUCUCUCGGAUGAGUUCGAUGAGAAGUCAGGAAAGCUAUUGGCCCCUAGCCUAACGUCGAUCGAUGUAAAUCUUGUCGGCCCCAUUUACGUGACCAAGUGUGCAAUUCACUUCUUUCGCAAAUGGCCCGACGUGGCCUCUCAGCUAGUCAUCAACUCUUCAGCUGGCGCCUUCUUCCCUGCACCGCCCAUCCAUCUCUACUGCGCGGCGAAAACUGGAUUGCUUGGCCUGAUGCGAGCACUCCGAACCGAGACUAGCAAGGAGAACAUUACCAUAAACACAGUAGCCCCAUGGCUAACCAUCACUCCGAUGGUUCUUCCUGACUGGCUGCAAAAAUGGGGACAUCUCCCAAGGAACUCGGCUACAGGCGUUGCCAAUGCGUUAUUCCUUCCAAUACUCCAGCCAAAGGUCAAUGGCAAGUCAUUUUUCGUGGCGGGAGACCAGAUCAUUGAUUUUGAGGACACGUUGUAUAACGCCGAACCACAAUGGAUGGGAGAACAGCUAAGCAGGGAUGUACGCGCCGGCCAGAAGCUCUUAUUGGGUGUCGAUUAG
Messenger RNA from Ilyonectria robusta, 864 nucleotides. RefSeq lists its product as uncharacterized. The transcript has 3 exons. Gene Ontology annotation, molecular function: oxidoreductase activity. The record is from RefSeq and is a predicted model, not a curated record. The coding region runs from base 1 to 864 and encodes 287 amino acids. Lineage: Eukaryota; Fungi; Ascomycota; Sordariomycetes; Hypocreales; Nectriaceae.